This is a messenger RNA of Pelodiscus sinensis (Chinese soft-shelled turtle), 1862 nucleotides long. RefSeq names its product tetraspanin 13 (gene TSPAN13). The record is from RefSeq and is a predicted model, not a curated record. Gene Ontology annotation, cellular component: membrane. Lineage: Eukaryota; Metazoa; Chordata; Testudines; Trionychidae.
CCCCCUCCCUCCGCACGAGAUGCCAGCGUCCGGGCCGGCGCGAGCGAGUCCGGGCGGGCGCGCGAGUUGCCAGCGCACUGCGGGCUCCAGCUGCCCCUGCCAAGGAGCGCCGAGCGUUCGGACACCAGGCGCCAGCCCGAGGAGCCGCGCCACUCCCGCCUGCAGCAGCCCCCGCCGCCAAGGGCGCUGGCGCGAUGGUUUGCGGUGGCUUCACCUGCUCCAAGAACUGCCUGUGCGCCCUCAACCUGCUCUACACGCUGGUCAGCUUACUGCUGAUUGGAAUUGCAGCAUGGGGUAUAGGCUUUGGCCUCAUUUCUAGUUUCCGAGUUGUUGGCGUGGUAAUCGCUGUGGGGAUCUUUCUGUUCCUUAUUGCUUUGGUUGGAUUGAUCGGUGCAGUCAAACACCAUCAAGUGUUACUCUUUUUUUACAUGAUUAUUCUCUUGCUAGUGUUCAUUGUCCAGUUUUCAGUCUCCUGUGCAUGCCUGGCAUUGAACGAAAGACAGCAGAGACAACUUCUAGAGGUUGGAUGGACCAGCACAGUCACUGCUAGAAAAGAUAUUGAGAGGAAUCUAAACUGUUGUGGUUUCAAUGCCUUCAAUUCAAGUGAAACCUGCUCUGCUGCUUGCUAUACAAACCUCCAGUGUUCACCAUGUGCACCUAUAAUAGAAGAAUAUUCAGGAAUGGUACUGAGAUUUGUAGGGGGCAUAGGACUUUUCUUCAGUUUCAGUGAGAUUUUGGGAGUUUGGCUGACUUACAGAUACAGAAACCAAAAGGAUUCUCGUGCAAACCCUAGUGCAUUUCUUUGAUGAAAGUUUCUCAAGGACUGAUUUUUUUUUCCUGGUUAAAAUAUGAAUUCUCUAUCAGGUGGCACUUCUGCAGGCUAAGGAUCUGAAAAGAAAAUGAUUUUCCUACAUGGAGAUGUUUGUGCUUGUCAUCUUUGGUUUCCCAUCUUAAUCUCUAGAGUUCUCCAUCUUGAAAAAGAUACCUGUUUUCUGUAACUAAACAGAAACUACACUCUUCUGAGAUUGGUUUUCUAUUUAAUGGCACUAGGAUAUAUUGCCUUUCUUCAUCUUAAAAUCAAUCCUAAACUGAACCAAACAGCUAAAAAAAUAGUCAGUGUGUGAUUUUUUUGUUUUGUUUUUUAAAAAAAAAAAAAGUGUUUUCUUUUCUCUUUAAAAUGACGCAACUGGAAAUUAAAUGCCUGUAAGGUAAAAUACAGUAAACAUAUUUUUCUGUUGAAUCACUGUCCCAUUCUACUCUCUGGGUUUAAUAAUGUAGAGAACAUUUAAUACAUACAUUUAUCAACCAUUUAUGUUGUUUCUUUUCUCUAAAUUUAAGAUACCAUUUUAGAUCAUAGAUAUAAUCAUGUUAAUUGACUCCUGUAGUCUUUAAAUGCAAUUCUAAAGAUGUCAGAACUAAAGAGAAUAAAACAUUUUUUGUUAUCUGGAUAGCUAAGCGUAAUAAUAGUGAGAAUAAUAAUGAGACAAACCAAGAAAAUUAACCUAAGACUAAUUUUAAAACUACUUUUUAAAAAACAAAAAUUCCCUAUAGGUAAAUGAACUGUGACACUGGGACAACAUCAGAAGUGUAAUGAUCAAUUUUGUUAGUUUAACACACUUUGAAUUGCUGCCCAGAGAUUUUGUAUAAAACUUUUUCACAAGUAGUUUAAAUUCAUAGUUGUAAUAACUUAUAAAAAUGCGAUACUGACAUUCAUCAACAAAUCUGACCCACCUUCAGCUUUCACUAUCUAAAAUACUUGAUUUUAAAUGUAAUUGUAAAAAUAUUGUCAUGGUGUUUUGGUAGCUUAACAAUAAAAAAAAGUGUUUGUGGUUGAAUGCUCUAUAAAACUUUAGAUGAAAUCA